AUGGCUGCUGCUGCUGCUGCUGCUGCUCCUCCGUCCACCAAAGGCAGCCUGAGAGAGGAUCUGACUUGCGCCAUAUGCUGCGACCUGUUCCGCGAGCCCGUCAUGUUGGCCUGCAUGCACCACUUCUGCAAACCCUGCAUCUCCAGGUACUGGAGGGGGGCGCAGGGGCCCGUGACCUGCCCCCAGUGCCGCAAGGAGUUCAGCGGCAAGCAGUUCCACACCAACUACCUGGUCGCUGCCAUGGUGGAGAAGGUCCGGGCCACCACCUCGCACACGUACAUCCAGAACCUGGAGAAACAACUGAGAGAGACUUUGGAGAGCCAUCGCCUGAAGAGGGAGAACUACGUGGACAGUAUUCGCAGAGAGAAAGACAAGAUGGAGACAAUAAAGAGAUUGGGAGCAGAUCUGCAGGCCCGUGUCAAAGGGGAAUUCAGAGCUCUGCAUCAGAUUCUGCAUGAUGAGGAGACAUGUAUGCUGGAGCAGUUGAGGAGAGAGCAGGAGGAGGAACUGGACAAAGUCCAGCGCCACCUGGAGGCCACCAAGCGUGCUGUGAGGGAGCUGGAGGAGAAUAUGGGAGUCCUUCAGCAGGCUAGUGCUGCCACUGACAACAUCGUGCUGACCGAGCUCCCACAGAUAAGACCAUGUGCACGGGUGGAUGCGGCCACGGCUUUUGAUAUAAAUGCUUUCAGCAGCAAAUACAUGGCCCCAUUACAGUACAUCACAUGGAGAAAGAUGUUCAAGUCUCUGAAGCCAGCGCACCCGAGCGUUAGAGUGUCCCGGGAUAAAACCGUGGCCGUUGAAUGUGACAGCAUGACGUGGUACACGGAAAACAACAAGCGCUUCAUCCAGUGCGUCAACAUUCUGGCGGCCCAGGGCUUCCACUCAGGCCGGCACUACUGGGAGGUAGAAGUGGGCUCCAAACCCAAGUGGGACCUGGGCGUGGCCUCAGAGGCCGUGGAUAGACACUCAAGGAUCAAGCUGGGUCCCGAAAGUGGCUACUGGACUCUGCGGCUGCGCAACAGCAGCCAGUACUCAGCCGGCACCCAGCCCUGGACCAGGCUGCAGCUCGGCUCCUCCCCUCAGAGGCUCGGCGUAUUCUUAGAUUGCGAGGAGAGGAGGGUGUCAUUUUACAAUGCCGACGAUAUGAGUCUGCUCUACUCGUUCAAUAACGGGCCGAGGGGCAAGGUGUUCCCCUUCUUCAGCCCGUGCAUCAGUGCCAGCAGUCAGGAGCCGCAGCCUAUCAAACUCCUCCACUACCCACCUGUCGCGCUGUCUGGCUAA
Scophthalmus maximus (turbot) is the source of this 1281-nucleotide messenger RNA. It is a transcript of the gene trim105, whose product is annotated as tripartite motif containing 105. Lineage: Eukaryota; Metazoa; Chordata; Actinopteri; Pleuronectiformes; Scophthalmidae. The transcript is spliced from 6 exons. The coding region runs from base 1 to 1281 and encodes 426 amino acids. Gene Ontology annotation, molecular function: metal ion binding; protein binding. The record is from RefSeq and is a predicted model, not a curated record.